This is a messenger RNA of Fusarium fujikuroi IMI 58289, 486 nucleotides long. RefSeq lists its product as uncharacterized. The record is from RefSeq and is a predicted model, not a curated record. The transcript has a single exon. The coding region runs from base 1 to 486 and encodes 161 amino acids. Lineage: Eukaryota; Fungi; Ascomycota; Sordariomycetes; Hypocreales; Nectriaceae.
AUGCAGCACAGUACCAUCUCUGCAGGUGUUGACGCCACUCGGAACUACUUCCAGUUCCGUAUACUGAGCUACUUCAAAAGCUGCCGUGGAAGCGUGCUGAUCACUUCGGGUCUCGAGAUUCUCGGACGUGUUCUUGAAGCUAUAGUGAAUGCCAACUCAACCAAUAGCUGGCGUAAGAUCUUUAUUAUUGUCGCAGGACAUAUAAGCGAAGAGCUGAUAAGACUCUCCGCAGAAGAUGAGAGACUCUACGACCAGGUACAGGCCCAACUUCCCUUGCACCACGAACAGUCUGAGGAAAUUGGCUGGGCUGCUAUACCAAGAGGGAUUCUUCAUGAGAGAAACAAACGUCGCAAGGCACUUCUGGGGAUACAGAUAAGAACGACACGAAUCAAGACACGAAGAGUACUCCACCAUCGAGCUCUAUGGUACAUUCACAUGCUUGGAUGCGACCGGAGAAUGAAAGUGGUGGGUAAAUAUGAAAGGUGA